ACUCUCCGCGCUACGAUACAAGACGUCGCCCACGGCCGGCCGCCUCAUCAGUUGACGCGCUCUCGGCACAGCCCGGCCCGGCCCCUCCUCUUCGCCUCCGCAGCAGGAGAGCACCCACGACCUGCAUCCAAAACCUUCUCCAAAUUAAUACGCAGCAAGCUAAGCAGUGAGCAACCAAGGCACCGUCGUCCUUGGACGCGCGCGCAGCUGCCACUGCCAGCAUGGAGGUGGACGAGGCGCCGGACCUGACCGACUUCAUGAACGACUGGUUUUUCGGCACGGUCGGGGCGCGGCACAGCGGCGGCGGCGGUGGUGGUGGCGGCGGCGGCGGCUACGACCUGACUGGUGAGAGCAGCAAGAGGCCUGCAGCAUCGCCAGCCGCGGGGAACAAGAAGCAGGGAAAGGGGAAGGGGGGCGGCGGCAGCAGCAGCGCGAGCAAGCAAACGCAAGAUUGGCUGGAGGAGGCGAGGAGGAUGGUGGGGCCCGGAUCGCCGGGGCGGAAGGGCGUCGGGUCGCCGUCCAGGCAGCUGCCCAGGUUCGCCGGCGGAUCUGGGACGGAGCCCACGCCGACGCUCGACCGCCGGGACCCGAUGUCGCGGUCCGCUAGAAGGCACUGGCAGCCAGGAGGUAUCGGCGACGAGAUACUGCAGCGCGCGUCCAUCGCCUCGUCCCCUCCACGCUCCGAUCCCUUCGCCUCCUCCGCGCCUCCCUCCCCGUCCCCCUCCUUACCCCCAAACCCUCGGCGCAAGUCUCGCUUCCGCGACGCCCCUACCCCCGAUUCUCCACUCGGUCGCGCCACAUACACCUCCACCUCGCCCAUCUCCGCCACGCAUUCUCGCCACCGCCGCCACGCCUCCGCUUCCUCCGCCCCCGCUUUCGCGGCCGAUGGAUCCGGUGACGGUGUCGCCCGCCUCAACUCCUUCCUCCGUCGACAGCGUGCCAUGGUCGCUGACCUAGCGGCAGGGGACCGCCCUGCGUCGAGGUCCACCAAGCUCGUGCUCUCCGACCCCUCCAAAAGUCUGAGCUCGAUUGUGGCGGCAAUAUGCUACGCGUGGAUGCUUCCCAGCAAGGGUGAUGGCCAGGCAACGGUGCCGGUGGUGAACAUGAGCCGGAGCAGGAUGGCUAGGUGCAGGCAGGCGGCUUGGCUCCUGUAUCACGUCGGGGUCGACGCCUCAGCGCUGCUCUUCGCCGACGAGGUUGACACGGAUGGGCUAAUAAUGGACCAGCGAGUUAACUUGCUUGUGGUGGGGCAAGAUAUUUUGAAAUCAAAAGCUGAGGUUGGCUCAGUUUGCACAACCCUGACCCAUACCUAUUGUGAGGAUGCUUAUAGCCUGCUUCAAAACUUGGACAUAAAGAAACUUCUGCUUGCAGGUAUCCUGUUAGAUACGAACAACCUUUCCAAGAAGUGCUCAAAUAGAGAUUCAGAUGCAGUGCAGUUGCUUUUGUUUGGAACCUCUGAGCAUAUGAGGCAUGAAUUGUUUCAGCAAUUGAUGCUUGAUCACAAUGAUCACUCCUUUGUUGAGUAUCUGAAGAACACCUACAGAUAUUCAACCAUAAAUGGUAAUGAGGACAGUCCUCCAGAGCAAAAACAUUCAACCUCAGCAUCAGGGUCAUCCCAAGAUGUUAAAAAAUCUAAUUCAACUAACCAAAGGACAUCACGUGGAAGUGGUGGAAAGGCCUCAGAUGAAGCCUCUCGGGGGAAGAAUAAGUUCUUCUUGGCGAAAUGGUUUGGUUUUGGUUCAAAAUAAUCCUUUUAUCAUUUGUAUUAGUUUGGUUAACAUUUUAAUGGAUAUGUCAUGGAUUUAAGAAGCAUAAUUAUUUUGAGGAAGUGGCACGUGAGAAAACUUCCCUCUACAGAUUCUGUUCAUGUGAAAACCCAGUUGUGUUCUUUAUAACUGUGUAAACUGGCCAUUUGGUCAGAUGAAUUUACUUUCCACGUUUACAUAUUC
This is a messenger RNA of Zea mays, 1949 nucleotides long. RefSeq lists its product as uncharacterized. Gene Ontology annotation, molecular function: exopolyphosphatase activity. Lineage: Eukaryota; Viridiplantae; Streptophyta; Magnoliopsida; Poales; Poaceae. Gene Ontology annotation, cellular component: cytoplasm. The transcript has 9 exons. Bases 222 to 1748 code for a protein of 508 amino acids. The record is from RefSeq and is a predicted model, not a curated record.